GCAUGGGUUUUCUUAGCUCAACUCAUUCCAGUCUAUUCACUUGUUUUGUAAACAGCUCCGUACGCUUCCACCAGUACAUAAACCAAAAGUACGAAAAAAUUUCGUGUUUAAACAUUUUUGGAAAUCUUUACUCAAGCAUUUCUCUUGCCUUAAACAAAAUUUAACCUAUCCUCCCGAAGAUGUGUUGCCAAGGAGCCUGUGGAUCGGUAUCCUAUGCCCUGGCUUAUGGCCCCGUCGGACCCGCUCUGCCAGCCAUGAACUAUAAUAACUGCUGCUGUGGACCCAAUCCUCCCUGUGGACCCUGGACAUGUCCUCCUAACAGGUGCUGUUGCGCCGGCGAAUGGGGUUGCUUUGGGCCUUUUUACUGAGAAACCCAAUGUUCAAAAAUUCCUGAAGAAAAAGAC
Molecule: messenger RNA, 404 nt
Organism: Drosophila simulans
Lineage: Eukaryota; Metazoa; Arthropoda; Insecta; Diptera; Drosophilidae
Product: male-specific sperm protein Mst84Dc
Exons: 2
Coding region: 180-368 (62 amino acids)
Source: RefSeq, a predicted model, not a curated record